GGCGGUGUACCUGGUGCGGCACACGGCCACGCGGCAGCGCUUCGCCAUGAAGAAGAUCAACAAGCAGAACCUGCUGCUGCGGAACCAGGUGCAGCAGGCCUUCGUGGAGCGCGACAUCCUCACGUUCGCCGAGAACCCCUUCGUGGUCAGCAUGUUCUGCUCCUUCCAGACCCGCCGCCACCUCUGCAUGGUCAUGGAGUACGUGGAAGGUGGGGCGGGGGACUGUGCCACGCUGCUGAAGCACAUCGGGGCGCUGCCGCUGGAGCUGGCCCGGCUCUACUUCGCCGAGACCGUGCUGGCUCUGGAGUACCUGCACACCUACGGCAUCGUGCACCGCGACCUCAAACCCGACAACCUCCUGAUCACCUCGCUGGGCCACGUGAAGCUGACGGAUUUCGGGCUCUCCAAGAUGGGGCUGAUGAGCCUCACGACCAACCUGUACGAGGGGCACAUGGAGAAGGACGACGCGGGGAGUUCCCGCGACAAGCAGGUGUGCGGCACCCCCGAGUACAUCGCGCCCGAGGUGAUCCUGCGCCAGGGCUACGGGAAGCCCGUGGACUGGUGGGCCAUGGGCAUCGUCCUCUACGAGUUCCUGGUGGGCUGCGUGCCCUUCUUCGGGGACACCCCCGAGGAGCUCUUCGGGCAGGUGAUCUCAGACGAGAUCCUGUGGCCGGAGGGGGACGAGGCGCUGCCCCCGGACGCGCAGCACCUCAUCUCCUGCCUCCUGCAGCCGGACCCGCUGCGGCGCCUCGGGGCAGGGGGGGCUCAGGAGGUGAAGGCCCACGGGUUCUUUGCCCGCCUCGACUGGACGGGGCUGCUGCGGCAGAAAGCCGAGUUCGUGCCGCACCUGGAGUCCGAGGAGGACACGAGCUACUUCGACACGCGGUCGGACAGGUACCCCCACGUGACGUCAUACGAGGACGAGGACACGACGGAGGACGAGCCCGUGGAGAUCCGGCAGUUCUCGUCCUGCUCGCCCCGGUUCAGCAAGGUGUACAGCAGCCUGGAGCAGCUCUCGCAGGAGCCCAAGCCCAAGGGGCGCCCGCGGGACGAGGGGAGACGCGACGGCUUCGCCCGCGAGCGCGGCUGGAGAACGGCAUCACCUGAGCUGAAGCACCGCUCGGCGGGGGAAGGGCCGCCCCCCGAGGGCGAGGGCAGCCCCCCACCGGGCGCCCGCCGCCGUUUCUCGGCGCUGCUGGAGCCGGCGCGCCCCGCGGGCCCCCCCGAGGAGCGGCCGUGCCCCCGCAACGCGGCCGCGAGGGAGGCGCGGACGGAGCCAGCGAGGAGCCGGGGGAGCGAGCGCCGCGGGCCGCGGAGCCGCCCCCGCCCCGCACCGAGCUGGGGCUGCGGCGGCCGCGACACCCGGGGGUGGCCCCCGCCGAGGCCGGGGGGGACAAGCGCAGCCCCCGCGCCCCCGGGAAGGUCACCAAGUCGGCGUCGGCCACCGCGCUGUCCGUCAUCAUCCCCAGCGGUGGGUGACACCCCCCGGGACCCUCCCCAGGGAGCCCAAAUCCCCCCGGGACCCUCCCCAGGGAGCCUAAAUCCCCCCGGGACCCUCCCAUUCCCAGGGAUCUCCUCCCAGGGAGCCCAAAUCCCCCCGGGACCCUCCCCAGGGACCCCGAAUCCCCCCGGGAUUCCCCCAGGGAGCCUAAAUACCCCCCGGGACCCUCCCCAGGGAGCCCAAAUCUCCCCCGGGACCCUCCCCAGGGAGCCUAAAUACCCCCGGGACCCUCCCCAGGGUCCCCAAAUCCCCCCGGGACCCUCCCCAGGGAGCCCAAAUCUCCCCCGGGACCCCCCCAUUCCCAGGGAUCUCCUCCCAGGGAGCCCAAAUCCCCCCCGGGACCCCCCUAAAGGACCCUCCCCGAAGGACCCCAAACACCCAGGGACCCCUCCACCCCCCGGGUCCCCGCGGGAGGGGGGGGGGCUGGGGGUUCCUGUGGGUGGUGGGACCCCCGAUGCCGUGGAUUUGGGGUCUCCCAUGGGGUUCCUGUGGGUGGUGGGGACCCCCAGUCCCACGGGUGGGGUGUCCCCGGUCCCGGUGGGUGCCCGUGGGGGGUCUGGGGGGGUUUUCUCCCUGGGGUUUUUUUUUUUGGGUGGCGGUCAGCGGGGUCUGGGGGCGCAGGGGGAGGCGCCCGGCUCGUCCCCCCUGGGCAGCCCCAUGUCCCCGCGGUCGCUGUCGUCGGACCCCUCGUCGCGGGACUCGUCGCCGGGCCGGGAGCUGGCCCCGGCCGUGGCCGCCCCCCCGCGCUCGCCCAUCGCCAUCCCCCGGCCCGGCAAGAAGUUCGGCUUCACCCUCCGCGCCAUCCGCGUCUACCUGGGCGACAGCGACGUGUACAGCGUGCACCACGUCGUCUGGCACGUGGAGGAGGGGGGCCCCGCGCAGGAGGCCGGGCUGUGCGCCGGGGACCUGAUCACGCACGUGAACGGGGAGCCGGUGCACGGGCUGGUGCACACCGAGGUGGUGGAGCUCAUCCUCAAGAGCGGGACGAAGGUGCUGGUGACAACGACGCCGCUGGAGAACACCUCGAUCCGCCUGGGCCCCGCGCGGCGCCGCAGCGCCCGCGCCAAGAUGGCCCGGAGGAACCGCCGCGGGGGGCACCGGGAGCGGCCACGAGAGGUGGGCACCGGGCGGCGGCGCAGCGCGCUGUUCCGGCACCUCGCCCGCCAGGCCUCGCUGCUGCACACGAGCCGCUCGCUGACGUCACUGAGCCGCUCGCUCUCCUCCUCCGACUCGCUGCCCGCCUCCCCCACGCACGCGCGGGCGCGCGACCCCGGUUCCCCGCAGGGGCCCUCGCCGCCCAGCAGCUCGCCGGGCUCCAGCGCUCCGCCGUCGCCGGCGGGGCCGCACCUGCGGCCGAGCUCCCUGCAGGGGCUGUCGCCGAAGCUGCAGCGGCAGUACCGGGCGGCGCGGUGCCGCUCGGCCGGCAGCAUCCCGCUCUCGCCGCUCGCCCACACGCCCUCGCCGCCCGCCGCCUCGCCGCCCGCCUUCCCCGCCAAGCUGCACCCCAAGGCCGCCGAGUCGCCGCGCCUCGCCCGCCGCGGGCUCCCCGAGAAGGCGGCGCCGGGGCCGCCCCGCAAGCUGGGGCUGGAGCCGCCCCCGCAAGGACUUCCCGGCCGAGCCGCCGCUGCAGAGCUUGGCCGAGUGGGACGGCGAGGGUCCGGCCGAGCCGCCCCCUCCCGCGCCCCCCCGCCCGCCGCCUGGGCCGGCAGGAGCUGCCGCUGCUGCUCGGGGGCCCCCCCGGGGCAGAGCCGCCCCCGCGGCACCGGAGGAGACCGAGAGGGGGGCGCGGGGUCCCCCCAAGGCGCUCAGCCCGGUGCAGGAGCACGAGCGCGGGGGGGCGGCCCCGGGGGGGGGGGCCCCCGGUGCCCAUCGUGGUGGUGGGGCCCGGCGCGACCCCCGGGGACCCCCGGAGCGCCGCGGGCCCCCCCGGGCGCUGAGCUUUACCCGAGCCCCCCACCGCCCCCCCCCCCAAACCCCCCGGCUGUAAAUAGGGUGGGGGGGGCACCCCGGGACCCCCCAGGCAUGCGGGGGUCGCGCCCCCCCCCCCCCCCCGGCCCCUCCCCGCGUACGCGAAGGGUUAAUACUGUGACACACCCCCCCCGUGUGACGUCACCGACCCGGCACACCCCCCCGGUGUGAUGUCAUCGACCCGGACGAACCCCCCCCCCCCCCCCCAGGGUGAUGCCCCUCUCUUCCCCCCUCCCGGUCUCCCGUUUGCCCCCGGUUAUGGCUCCCGGUGCUGACGUCAGAGCGGUGAUGACGUCACAGCACCGAUGUCACGGGCGGGGCGCGGGCGCUGCUCUGAUGUCACUUGGGGAUGGGGUGGUGGUGACGUCAUCCCCUCCAGCGUGAUGUCACGGCCGCUGCGGAAUCGAUGAUGUCACGGCCGUGGCAUCACCGGCGGCCUUCGAGUGCUGACGUCACCGCUGUGACGUCGCCGGAGGUGCGAGGGCGGUGAUGUCACAGCUGCAGUGACCGCCGAGGCGGGGGGGGGGGGUGGUGGGGGGUGGGGGGUGUGUGUGUGUUUAGGCCCGGUUCCCACCCGGUGAUGACGUCACACGAGGGCCAGCCAAGCCGGUGACAUCACCACCACCCCCCCGUGACAUCAUCACUCCCCUUCCCCCCCCCCCCGUUCUCGCUAUGCAAACGCCCCCCCGGGCAGGGGGGGGCCGGGGGGGUCCCGGGGACCAAUAAAGGCUGUACAGCACCGA
Vidua macroura (Pin-tailed whydah) is the source of this 4212-nucleotide messenger RNA. RefSeq names its product microtubule associated serine/threonine kinase 1 (gene MAST1). NCBI's taxonomy places the organism in Eukaryota, Metazoa, Chordata, Aves, Passeriformes, Viduidae. The record is from RefSeq and is a predicted model, not a curated record. Gene Ontology annotation, biological process: intracellular signal transduction; peptidyl-serine phosphorylation. Gene Ontology annotation, molecular function: ATP binding; protein serine/threonine kinase activity; protein binding.